This is a messenger RNA of Trichosurus vulpecula (common brushtail), 476 nucleotides long. RefSeq names its product cytochrome P450 2C23-like. NCBI's taxonomy places the organism in Eukaryota, Metazoa, Chordata, Mammalia, Diprotodontia, Phalangeridae. Gene Ontology annotation, molecular function: iron ion binding; oxidoreductase activity, acting on paired donors, with incorporation or reduction of molecular oxygen, reduced flavin or flavoprotein as one donor, and incorporation of one atom of oxygen; heme binding. Bases 108 to 476 code for a protein of 122 amino acids. Gene Ontology annotation, cellular component: cytoplasm; intracellular membrane-bounded organelle. The record is from RefSeq and is a predicted model, not a curated record. The transcript is spliced from 2 exons. Gene Ontology annotation, biological process: xenobiotic metabolic process.
AGGAUCCCAGACUUGCCAUUGGCUGAUCAGUCCCACUCCUUGUUUACUUCCACUUGUUGAAACUUUGUGGUUUGUGACCCAGCAUUUCAUUAAGUCCUUUGGCUGCCAUGGAACUGUGGACCUUCACCACUCUUGCCCUUGUGGCUGUUGUCGUUUUCUUGUUUUUCCACUUAGUAUGGAGCAAAGGAUAUCAAGCAAGGCUCCCUCCUGGCCCAACUCCUCUUCCCAUCCUUGGGAACAUGCUACAGUUGGACUCCAAGAAUAUCCUCACAUUUUUAGACAAGCUGGCUGAAAAGUAUGGCCCUGUGUACACUAUAUACGUGGGGUCACAGAGAAUCAUUAUGUUGCAUGGUUAUGCAGUGUUAAAAGAAGCUCUGAUUGACCAGGGAGAUGGGUUUGUACACAGAAAAACACCACCAAUAUUUAAGACUGUCUUGAAAGGAAACAGUAGGUUUCAGCCCUUAAAGGCUACCUAA